AUGUCGCCAGUUCUGCAGGGCCAGUUCAACAAUACUGUGAACGGCCCAGGAUUGCCGUACGUACCACGUCCGGCUCUUCAGCAGCAUUCUACUCCGGAUUACGCACAGCAAGUCGGGCAACAGCGGACUGUAGUGCCAUCCCAGCUUCCAACCCCGGCACCGACUCCUACAGCGCAGAUGUAUACACCGGCUCAGUCUACCCAGCAGUACUCCCCACAACUGGGUUCUUACCAGCCUACGGGGUAUCCAUCUUCAGCACAGCCGCAAUGCUUCCAGCCACACCAGACGCCCAAGGCGCCAGAGCUCAAGAUUAAGCAACACAGCUUCCCUACUGCGCCUCGGUCUCAGCCUACGCAGUCCGCAAAUACUUCCAACCGUCGUCGCAAUACUCAGCCUGGCCUCGCGACUCUUACUAGACCUGCCGGCAUUUCCAAGUCCGUUCCCCAACCCCCCACAACUGCUGCCACGCCGGACUGGACCGACCGAGCUCAGCUUGCAGCUAGCAUGCCUGCUUUUAAAAGUCUUCCGAAAGCAGAGAAGGUAGCCAAGAUUCUGGAGAUCAACAGAGCUAUAAAGGCGAAGAACCCUACUACGCUCACAUCGAUGGAGCAGUUCUUGCUUGACCUGGAUGUCGCUAAAGAAGACGUCACCGCAGUGGGAGUAGUAGGGCCCGAUGGUAAUAUCGUGAAGCCACCAGGUCAACAAGCGAUAUCCGUUCCAGCGCCGAGCUACCCGACUCCUCCGGGGCUACAGACAACUCCACCAGGUCUCCCAGCCUUCGCGCAUCAUCCGGGGUAUUCGAACAUUACGAGUUCGUUCCCUCAACCGUCCUAUAACCCACCAACGAAAUCUGCACCGGCUGGCAAGCGAGGGAGGAAGAAGAAGGAGAAGAAGUGA
Alternaria ventricosa is the source of this 897-nucleotide messenger RNA. RefSeq lists its product as uncharacterized. The record is from RefSeq and is a predicted model, not a curated record. Bases 1 to 897 code for a protein of 298 amino acids. The transcript has a single exon. Lineage: Eukaryota; Fungi; Ascomycota; Dothideomycetes; Pleosporales; Pleosporaceae.